AUGACAGCCCUGGAGAUCUAUUGUGACGCUGUUUCGACCUGCUUCGACUCUGCGCACGUGAAGGGCGAGCAGCGCUGUCAGGGUUGGCAGGCAGGGAACUGUGCCGCAAUCUCACACACGGUCCAAUACCAAUACCACACAGUCGACCCCAUCUACGCCAAGUGCACGCGUAGCAAGCGCGACACUUUUCUGGAUCAUCCGCCUCAGGCAUCGAACUCACCAGACGACAAGACGUUGCGUACCUCUGUGCCUUUGGAAGGAACUGAGCGGCCUCGCUUCCGGUCUUCCAAAACGGCUUCUUCACAGAAAAAGCGAAAGCUCGCUCCAUUCACAGCCAAUAGUGGGCUGGCUGUCAACUCUUCACAGACUCUGCCGGAUUUACUCCUCGAUACUGCCCGACCGAGUUCGUCCUCGCCAGUCGUCAAUAGCGAUAGCCAGAAUUCCUCGCCCACCAGCAGCCACAUCACCCAGACUGGUUCACCCUUGAGAUAUCUUCCAUCACAUUUGCAGGACGAAGUACAGGACGCCUCGAGCCCGUCCGCGGCAUUUGCAGAAAUCCGGAUCGAUCGAGCAGCAAGCGUGGACAUGUCAGGGAGCGACGGAACUGCCAAUAGUAAUGGGGAUCUGCAGGCCGCGACACCAGGACCACAGCAGGUCGGUCGAGCCAUGACUGUGAGAUCUGCCUCUCCAGCCAAGAGAAGCGCUACUGAAAUGGAGGAGAACCAUGUCACCAAAGACUCGGGAUCUCCAGGAAGUGCGAAUGUGGAGGCCGGGGAUAUAGUCAUGCAGAGCUUUAGCGGGCCGGAAACGAAUGUGGAAGCGCCAGAUUCGACAGCACAGAGCUCCGAGGAGGAUCCCCCACCCUAUUCAGAAACCGAUGCAAACCCAGUCGUGAAAGACCAGAAGGAACCGUACACCACAGAACAGAUCGACCAGCAGGUUCUGUUUGUGACAAGGUUAUCAGAGAAACAGCUGGACGAAGGCGAGAGAGGCGUCGUGAUUUCGCAGCGGUGGCUAAACCGUGUACUUUCGCGGACGACACGCGGCCUUCAGAGUAGUGAAUACCCCAAAGAGUAUCGGGAGGGGUCAGUAGGACCCGUAGACAACUCAGACAUCGUCCCAGACGCUGCUUAUCUUGCCCCUCUGCACGAUUCUGAAGGCCAGCCUCACAUCCCGCUGCGGCCAGGUCUUACAGAGAACGUCGACUUCGCAAUCGUGCCCAUUGAAGCAUACGGAUAUAUCGUUGGAGCGUACGGCUCUGCUCAGAAAACAGCCAUCGUCCGCUAUGCGCACAAUACGGUCGACGAGGGCCAGAACAUUCAAUACGAGCUUUAUCCGCCACGAAUCACAAUCAGAAAGGUUCCACAGUCGAAAAAUGACCCAGAUGCCGCCCCGAAAUCGAUCAGUGCGCUAGACAACCUCAAGCUGCGCCAGGAGCGGGCUACCCGUGGUCAAGCGUCGCCGGACGAUGCAGCACAAUUGAUUAUCUCUCGAUUUGAUCGCUUUCAAAAAUUCCUCGCCCGUAGUAAAGAAGCUGCCGGGAUUUCCCGUGCCACCAAAGUAAAACUGUGGCGCGUCUUGAGUGUUGCGCCUGAUGUUAUGGCUGGACCACAACCUGAAACUUUCACACCUCCGGCUUCACAAGAUACUCCAUCAAGUGACGCAGCAACUUUGGAGAAGCAAACGCUGAUUGUUGAGCCGGCGGCAUUCAAGGACUUGGAAGAUAGUAAGGAUGUUGAAGCUAUUCAAGCCAAAGAUGAAACGAACAAUUCGAACUACAAUGGUAAAAGUACGACCGGCAUGUUGGGAAUAACAACAGACCAGGUCAUCAUUCUGGAAGAACAAGUCGGUGACUCCACCGAGUUCCGAUCCGACAAGCAAAAGCCAACGAAACUCGUGAUCAAGAAGCAGGUGAAUGGUACCUCGGGGCUGGCCUCUGGAGGAAACAGCCCAGGCCUGAACGGAAUCAUGACGAGAGGUCGAGCGCGCAAGGGCGGACGGACGCGUGGCUUGAACGGCCUGCAAAAUCUCGGAAAUACUUGCUACAUGAAUUCAGCAUUGCAAUGCAUCAGGAGCAUCGAAGAACUGUCUAUCUAUUUCUUGGCGAACAAAUUUAAGAAAGAAAUCAACAACGACAAUCCGCUCGGAUAUCAUGGCGCGAUGGCGACCUCGUAUAGCACAGUCGUGCGUAACCUCUGGGAAGGCAGCAGCUACUACUCACCGAGCCAAUUUAAGCGACAAAUAGGCAAUGUUAAUUACCAAUUCUCUUCGUAUGGACAACAAGAUUCGCAAGAGUUUCUGAGCACAUUGGUCGAUGCCCUACACGAAGAUCUCAACCGCAUCAAAGUCAAACCAUACCAGCCAUACCCGGAUUCAGAUGACGAGCUCGUGCAUGACCCUCAAGCAAUAAUUGAUCUCGGCAACAUCUAUCGCAAGAUCUUCGUCGACCGCAAUGACUCCGUGGCCAUGGAUUUAUUCCUCGGCUUCUACAAAAACACCAUUGAAUGCCCGGACUGCCGCAAGAUCAGCAUCACGUUUGAUCCAUAUUCCUCAUUAACGCUUCAACUUCCAAUUGAAGAUAAUUUCUCGGGUCGAAUCACCUUCUUUCCAUUGAAAGGCAAGCCGAUCAACCAUGACAUCGACAUGGAUAAGAACGCUACGAUUAAGACUGUGAAGCGGUCCAUCGCAGACAAGCACCCGGGAGCUGAUGCGAACCGAAUGUGGAUGGUUGAGGUCUAUAGUCACAAGAUCUAUCGGAUACUCGAGGACAAGGCUACACUAGCUGACGCAGACAUCAAGUCCAACGAGACCAUUUUCUUGUUCGAGCUCGAUCAACCGCCGACCAAUGUCGGAGUGCCGCGCAAGUCUCUCAUCUCGUAUAAGAGGAUCGACGACUCCAUACCAGUUGAAGGCAUGGAAUCGCCUCAAGCUGAGUGCAUGGCUGUUCCAAUCUACAGUCGUGUCGCAAAAUCGCGCUUCUCUGCUGGCAGCCCGUCUCAUGUCAUGCAUCCCAUGUACAUCAGUCUGACACGCGAUGAGGCCAAGGACUACAACGUUGUUCUCAAGAAGGUCUUGAUUGCUGUCGCACGCCUUACAACCAAACCUAUCCUCUCGGAGCUUGACGAAAAACUGGGUUGGGAACCAAACGCUGCCGAUGGGGCAGAUGAGGACGUGAAACAGUCAGCAACCGAGGAUGGAACAGGCGUUAGUGAUCACUCUGCCGAAGACGGAUAUGUUAAUGUCUCAAUUGACCAGGACCCAUCAAAGGGCGAAGCACAGCCGGCAUCGAGUCCGGUUGAGCUGGUGGAUGGAGUCCCUAGAAAUUUCAUGGACCCCGAGUAUUUCUUGUCACCGGCCCUCCGCGACCAUCUGUUUGAAAUGAAGGUUGCGCGCGGAGACAACAACAUGCAUUGCGCGUCGGUCGCGAGCAUCAAUGCCGGUACCCUUCGCAACAUGUUUGAGCAAGUCAAGCCUGUGGCAAGAAGGUCAUCCAUACAAACAGUCGACUCGGCGACAUCGAAUGCAGCAUCUGACUCUGGCGAAAACGCGACGGAAGAUGAAGACGUCGAAGAUCAGGAUGAGCCUGACAUCGUGGUUGGCGGCGAGGGCGCACAGGAUCAAGUUGAGGACAGCGAGGAGGAAGUUGUACCAGAGCCAACAAUCAUGGAGCCCUCGCCUGUAGCGCUACGAGGAAAUGGACGGAGACGUGGUGCUAAACACGCACGCAAGAACAAACCCGGAAAGCUGCAUCAAAAAUACGCGAAGAAUCAAAGAAUGCCAAUUGGAAGCCAGAACCGUGUGAACGGCAAUGUCAGCACCUCAAGCAACUCGUCCCCUGUGCAAGAUCACAAUCCCUACUACGUUCGCAUUGGUGAAGCCAUUGUGCUCGACUGGCGUCCGGAAGCUUAUGAAAGUCUAUUCGAAGGCGACUCAGUCCAUGAUGACGGAUUGCGUGGAUCCCGGACAACCUCAGACAAUGCCAACAAUCUUGGUGUUUUUCACGACGCUGAGGUCAUUGCGCGGAAGGAGAAACGCCAACAACGCAACAGAAAUGGCAUCACUCUAGAUGCGUGUUUCGACGAGACCAGCAAAAGUGAGGUGCUCUCCGAGGAGAAUAAGUGGUACUGUAAUCGGUGCAAGGAGACCCGCCGCGCAAGAAAGCAGCUGCAGAUCUGGACUUUACCUGAUAUUCUCAUUGUCCACUUGAAGCGCUUCAGCAAUCGAACCAUGCGUGGCAAGAUCGACGUCAUGGUGGACUAUCCGAUCGAGGGCCUUGAUCUGAAUGACAAGGUAGGCCUUAAGGAAGACGGCAAAGAUUACACCUACGACUUGUUUGCCGUUGACAACCACAGUGGUAGCCUCGGUGGUGGGCACUACACCGCCUUUGCUAAGAAUUUCGAAGACGGGGAAUGGUAUGAUUACAACGACAGCAUGUGCCACAAGAUUCACAGCGUCGAUCGCCUUAAGACUUCACAGGCCUAUCUUUUAUUCUACCGCCGCCGGUCCAGCAAGCCACUCGGCCCGAAAUACCUCCAGGAUCUUGUUGAGGAGUACCGCAAUCCACCCGCAGAUUCCGACCUAGACGAGGCUGGAGCGGGGACGGGGGAAGUCCAGCUCGACGGUCCACUCACCUCGCUGCAUGGGUCGUCGAGCGCUUCAGCAGCAGCCGGAGCCGGAGCCGUGAAAACGACCAGCAACAAUCGAGCGACGGCAGCAGCCGACAGCGACGAUGGUGGCUAUCCGGCUGGGGCACACACAGCCGACAGCCCUCUGACAACGACACUGAUGACGACUGAACACGAUGAGGCCGAUUGGCGAAACCACCCACUCCGUCAAUACGGCGAUCAGGGCGAAUCGAGCUGGAGUUUCCAAAACGUCGAUGAUGAGAAUGAUGAUCAUCUCUUCCGAAGUAAAUUCAACGACGACGUCGAUAUCGACAGCAACAUCGCCGAGCAAGACCGCGACAAUGACUCGGCCUUUGCUGAAGGUGGCAGCUCCUUCUUCGAGAAUGCCGGGACACGGUCAGGGUCGCCCCUUGACUUUGGAGAUGAUAGCGACAUCCAGUUCGUGGACGACACUCACAUGAGCGAUGCCGAUCACGAGCCCGAGGUUGCGGACAUCCACGUCGGUGGUGAUGAGGAUCACGAUGCGGUCUCAAGACAUGGCGCUGCGGACCGGACAGAAUAG
Dissoconium aciculare CBS 342.82 is the source of this 5187-nucleotide messenger RNA. RefSeq names its product cysteine proteinase. The record is from RefSeq and is a predicted model, not a curated record. The transcript has 3 exons. Lineage: Eukaryota; Fungi; Ascomycota; Dothideomycetes; Mycosphaerellales; Dissoconiaceae. Bases 1 to 5187 code for a protein of 1728 amino acids. Gene Ontology annotation, molecular function: cysteine-type deubiquitinase activity. Gene Ontology annotation, biological process: protein deubiquitination.